Molecule: messenger RNA, 2567 nt
Organism: Euleptes europaea (tarantolino)
Lineage: Eukaryota; Metazoa; Chordata; Lepidosauria; Squamata; Sphaerodactylidae
Gene: ZNF800
Product: zinc finger protein 800
Exons: 5
Coding region: 51-2480 (809 amino acids)
Source: RefSeq, a predicted model, not a curated record
CAGAAAAGAGCUGCUUGAUGUAGAAGGAAAGUAGGUCGUUGAUGUAGAAAAUGCCUCUAAGGGACAAGUGUUGCCAGACAGACCACCAUCACCAUGGAUGCUGUGAACCAGUGCAUAUGCUGGAGGCCGGGGAUCCACCUUUAUUGCAGCCACCUCUUCAAACAUCAAAAUCUGGCAUUCAACAAAUUAUUGAGUGUUUUCGUUCAGGAACUAAGCAGCUUAAACAUAUUCUGUUGAAAGAUGUGGAUACCAUAUUUGAAUGUAAAUUGUGCCGCAGUCUCUUCAGAGGACUACCAAAUUUAAUAACUCAUAAAAAGUUCUAUUGUCCUCCAAGUCUCCGGAUGGAUGACAACUCUCCUGAUGUAAACGAUAAACAAAGUCAAGCCAUAAGUGAUCUCUUGGAAGCCAUGUAUCCAAAAGUGGACAAGCAAGAUUAUAUAAUCCAUCUGGAGCCUAUAGAAACAAACAAAAAUGCUGUGUUUCAACAUGUUUCAAUGGCUGACUGUGCUACUGAGAACAUUGAAGUGAACGUCACUCCUGUCCAAGCCCCUGCAGAAAUGCCAGAGCCCAGCAUAGAACCACCUAAAACAGUUCCAGCUCCUUCAGAAACAGAAACUGUAGAGAUUCCUCCUGCUGCUGCUGCUAGCAAGGUAAUAGCUACUCCAGAAGAACCAUCCCCAUCCUCGAAACCUGAGUCGGAAAGUGAGAACACUAAUUCUGGUGGUCAUCAGUUAAUUUGUUGUCUCUGUAAAAAAGAAUUCCAUUCCAGACGCAGCGUACGUCGUCACAUUAGAAAAGUGCACCAAAAAAAGAUGGAAGAACUAAAGAAAUUUAUUGAAAUUAAAAAAAAGCCAAAUCAGACUUCUGGAAUGGGACGCAAUAAGAAUGUCCUUGUAACAUUGGGCAGAAGUUGUCCUGUAUGUUUUAAAUCCUUUGCUACAAAAGCCAAUGUAAGACGGCAUUUUGAUGAAGUCCAUAGGGGAUUGAGGAGGGAUUCUAUUACUCCUGCUAUAGCUACAAAACCUGGCCAACCAUUGUCCUUGGAUACAAGUUCUAAAAAAUCACUUAAGUCUCCAAAACAGAAGUCUUCUUCAAAGGCAGAAUACAAUUUAACUGCCUGCAAAUGUCUAUUGUGCAAGAGAAAGUACAGCUCCCAAGUAAUGCUUAAAAGGCAUAUGCAAAUUGUUCACAAGAUAACUCUUUCUACAAAAAGUACUAAAAGAGAAAAAAAGUCCAGUAAUACUGUUAACACAGACGUGAAAGUUAAAACUGAACCAACAGAUUCUUCAGAAUCUGUGCCUCCCAUUUUCACUUCUGUUCAAAAUGAUGCGAAGGGGGCAAAUACUUUAAAUGAGAGAAAGAACGCUUCGUCUGCCGAGAGGAAGAACGCUUCGUCUGCCGAGAGGAAGAACGCUUCGUCUGCCGAGAGGAAGAACGCUUCGUCUGCCGAGAGGAAGAACGCUUCGUCUGCCGAGAGGAAGAACGCUUCGUCUGCCGAGAGGAAGAACGCUUCGUCUGCCGAGAGGAAGAGCGCUUCGUCUGCCGAGAGGAAGAGCGCUUCGACUGCCGAGAGGAAGAGCGCUUCGACUGCCGAGAGGAAGAGCGCUUCGACUGCCGAGAGGAAGAGCGCUUCGUCUGCCGAGAGGAAGAGCGCUUCGUCUGCCGAGAGGAAGAGCGCUUCGUCUGCCGAGAGGAAGAGCGCUUCGUCUGCCGAGAGGAAGAGCGCUUCGUCUGCCGAAAGGAAGAGCGCUUCAAAGAAUACACCAUCAACGGAGAGAAAGAAUACACCAUCAAUUGAGAGAAAGAAUACACCAUCCACGCAGAAAAGUAAAGUUAAGCAGGGCUCAGAAAACUCAAAGUCUGCUAAUCAGUCUAUUGUGGGUAGUGCAAAAAAACCCAGGAAACCAAGACUUUCAGCAGGCUUUGAUUUCAAGAAGCUUUACUGUAAACUCUGUAAACGUCAGUUUACCUCUAGACAGAAUCUAACAAAACACAUUGAGUUGCACACAGAUGGGAAUAACAUAUAUGUUAAAUUCUACAGGUGUCCCCUCUGCACUUAUGAAACACGCCGAAAGCGUGAUGUGAUAAGACACAUAACGGUAGUACAUAAAAAGUCUUCACGUUACCUUGGUAAAAUAACUGCAAGCUUAGAAAUCAGAGCAAUAAAAAAGCCCAUUGACUGUGUUCUGAACAAGGUGACAAAAAGAGGCCCUCAGAGGGAUGAAGGAAAACAAAAUGGUUCAAAACAAGAUGUCGCCUCUAAUUCACCAGGUAAAAAGUAUGAAGGAGCCGACGUUGGCAUUGAAGUGAAAGUCACAAAAAACUUUUCUCUGCACAGAUGCAAUAAAUGUGGGAAAGCAUUUGCCAAAAAGACUUUCCUAGACCAUCACAAGAAGACUCAUAAGGCAAAUGCAUCACACUCACCUGAAGAAAACAAAGCCAAAGGAAGAAGUACGAGAUCUAAAGCUCUUGUUUGGUGAGAAACAGCUAGUGCCUUCUUAAGUGUUUGUCUGAUUUUUCCAGUGGUAUGCCUAGCUCAGACAUACUUUUCUGCAUAAAUUGAUGCU